Molecule: messenger RNA, 1059 nt
Organism: Acaulospora morrowiae
Lineage: Eukaryota; Fungi; Glomeromycota; Glomeromycetes; Diversisporales; Acaulosporaceae
Source: the annotation of a GenBank genome assembly
CGAAAAAAUAAGGGAGAGAAAUCAGGAAGAUAGGUUAAGGGAAAAAAUGAUAGAUGAUCGGGAAAGAACUUCGGAAGAUAGAACGAAGGAAAAGACUUUGGAUGACAAAUCAAAUGAAAAGUCAGAAGAAAAGGUGAAAGAAGAUAGGUUAAGAGCAAAAUCUAGAACGAGAGAAUUAGAGUCAAGAGACACUAUAAAGUCUAAAUCUAGGGAUAAAGAAUACGAAAAACUGACUGAAAAAGAUAAGACUUCACGGCCACGAGAUAAGGAGAAUUUUGAAGAGCGAGGAAGGAGCCGUAAUGUUAAAAGCAUCGAUCGGGAUGAAGAAGAUCGCGGUCGCGGAAAGUCUGAUACUCGCGAGCAGGACACUGAGGAACGGGGGCGUGCCAAAUCUAGAACCCGAGAACCGGAAGAAAGAGGGCGCGGAAAAUCCAGGACCCGAGAACCGGAAGAAAGAGGGCGCGGAAAAUCCAGGACCCGAGAGCCGGAAGAAAGAGGGCGCGGAAAAUCGAGGACCCGAGAACCGGAAGAAAGAGGGCGCGGAAAAUCGAGGACCCGAGAACCGGAAGAAAAAGGACGCGGAAGGUCAAGGACAAGAGAUCGCGAUGAAAGAGGUAGAUCUAAAUCACGUGACAAGGAAUAUGAACUGCUGAUGGAGGAAAAAGAAAGAGAAAGAAGUACACUAGUUAGGCGCGAUACGACGAAACACGAGACACAUCACGAAAAAAUGGAACAUCAGAUCACAGAAGUCAUGCUCACUACCAAGGUUUAUUUUGAAGAAGCCCGUGAGUUUAAAGCGAUUCAACUAUCAUCAGGCAUGACAGCCUUAGACGUAUUGACCUUUUUCCGCAGCAAUAAUGCGAUUACGGAUGCUGAUGCGUGGACUUUGUUUGAAUUUAUCAAUGAUUUAGACUUGGAACGUCCAUUGAGAGAUUGGGAAUGUGUAUCAAAAGUCAUCGGAACAUGGGAGUUAGGUAGAAAUAACUCACUAGUGUUGAAGAAGUAUCCGUAUAGAAGCUCACUCACAUUAAAUGGUUUUAAUAAUGCGACGCCACCAAU